Molecule: messenger RNA, 939 nt
Organism: Cylicostephanus goldi
Lineage: Eukaryota; Metazoa; Nematoda; Chromadorea; Rhabditida; Strongylidae
Source: the annotation of a GenBank genome assembly
AGGUGUAUUUUCCGAUGCCAGCUGUCAAAUUUAUGGUGGAAUUGAUAUGGCAUUGUCAUUGUCACAAGUCGUUCUUGCCAGUAUCAUAGCAUUUGAUCGAUAUAUAGUGACAAUUUCACCAAAAUGGGGAAAAUGGCGAUGUCAUGCCAAUUACAUGAAAGUGAUCAUUGUCAUUCUGGUCGCAGCUGCUGUAUGGAGUACAGUACCUGUCAUUGGUUACGGUAAAUACAGUACAUUUCAUGCGAAUAAAUUCUGUUCGCUGGAUUGGCGACAGGGUGAUUUUGAUGCGAAUGUCGCGGAAUCCGCUGAAGCAGCGCAUCACUAUAUAGGUUUUCUUACCGCUACGUGUCUGAUUUUCUUCUUAAUACCAACAUGCAUAGCAUCCUCUUUCUAUUAUAGUAUCAUUGACCAUGUGGAUAGGCAAAACUCUACAGAAGUUCGUGAAGAAAAUGGAAAUGCAGUCACAGAUUGCUGCACAUGGGCUCCAAAAGAUAACGUGGCUAAGAUUGGCCUUGGUUGCCUUUUGGCUUCAACUUUGCCAUUCUUGGCAUAUUCUAUAGUAUGUUUGAAUCCGAUGAAGUCUGACUUCAAUAAUGUUUCUUAUGUGGUCGUACCAGUGAUAAUCAGUCGAUUUUGUCCGCUAUUGAAUCCAGUUUUCUAUAUUUGGUGCAAUCCCGAUAUCAUACCGAUAAAUGAAUUUCUUGCAAAACGAAGAGUAAAGCGACGACCACCUCCAAAAACUUAUCAUACCAUCAACCUCAUCGCCGAAGUACCUGGAAUGUCGUUCCCUAUUCUGACACCUUCAGGUUGGCGCAAUCCAUUUUUCCUUUAUUUGCGCUUCGUCCAUCAUUUUUUGGCCUUUCAAACCAUAUCAAAACGUUUAUUAAAGGACUUCUGUGAAGUUGUUUUUGCACCAACCAAGUUCAAAUUCACAUGAAC